GAGCCAUGCAUGACUAGCUCUCACACAAUUUCCCUAGCGGCCUGGAUCCCCCUGUGUGUAGGUAGUCUACAGUUACAGAUUGCGUAGAGCUAUCUACAUCACUUGCAGAAAGUCGUUUUUCGUCCCCAAGAAGACCUCCCUCCCGCCGGUCGAUGUGUUCAUCUGGUUGCUAAAUCCCGAGGCCCGCCUCUCAGGGAAGCCGUGCAAUAAUCAAACUCGCAGCCAUGUCCGCAGGCGACGGCGGAGACCCUACUGGGAAAGAAUGGCAGCACUCUCGACGGCAAACACCUCAUAAACCUCCGCCCGUAGCCGCGGUGCGGCACGAAAAACUCGCACGACGAUGGCCGUUCCUUUUACAGUUGUUUGUCUGUCUCUUCUUCGUUUUGUUGUUGCCCGUCUCAGUCUCUUCCGAAGUUAUCUGCGCGCACGCUAACUCAACCUGCUCUAACUGCUCCGCUCUAUGCGGAGUUGCUCAGUUUUUCACCCUUCUACCCUCUCCCUGUCACCCAGAAUUCCCUGCAACCUCAUAUGACUAUGGCAGUUCAUCCUUUUCACUUUCUGGAGCCUCUCUCUCUUCUCCUAUUGAUCUCCUCCCAACAAAUCUCGACAAUUCAUUCAGUUUGUCUACACGAUUCAACAGGACCUCUGCCAAUGGGACUUUACUGGACCUAGAGACUGACUCAGUGACUGUUUCUGUUUCGCUGGUUGAUGGUGUUCCCCAAGUCACGCUGGGAACUGAUUCGGUGUUGGUUGCAGCUAAUAUGUCAUCGGAAAGCGUCUGGAAUCAUAUUGUUGUCAGUUUCGAAAACACGACGACAGAUUCACUAAAUUCUCUGAAAGUCUUGAUGUAUUUAAACGGAGAUCUAGAGGGCUCAUUAGCCGCAUCCCUCACAUUUCCAACCAGUGUGCGAUCAGCAACUAUUGGCAGUGGGUUCACCGGCUUGCUGAAGGACGUGGGGAUUUACGUUCCUUCACUAAGUGAAGCUGACCUGGACCCAACUCCAGCCAACUUAGUCCCUCAGUGCCUCUGCUACCCAGGCACAAUCUCCACAACCAAUACUUCCCUCUGUAAUGGCAAUACUAUCAACAGAUACGAUGAGACUGCCCAUGUGGUGGAGUUCUUGUUUGAUGACUCAACCGAGACAUACUGGGAGUCUGCAAUGGGUGAGACACCGGUGACCGUCACACUGACACUGGCCUCACUCAGGAACCUAUCAAAGAUAUUCAUAUAUUUUGAGUCUGCACUGCCAACCUUUGCCACGUUGGAGUACAUGGACGAUUCCCAGUGGGUGCCACUGCAAUACUGGGCCGACAAUUGCACCAGUGCAGGGAUCAAUGAAAGUGCCAGCACACUCCAAGAAGCAAUUUGUACCAGUACCCAAGGCACCGGAACAUCACUUCAGUUUUUGAUUGCAGCUGGAGACCGACCCAUAGCCACAAGCCAGGAAGAUGUAUUUCAGACGGAUCAGCUUCGGUUAACCUUGGAUGGAUUUGCAACGGGAGUGUCUCAGUAUGCCAUUCGUGAGUUUGAAGUCUGUACUACAUACUGCACAGACACCAGCUCACUUGUGACUGCACACAAUUGACUGACACCACUUCUUCCGGGUUGCCUACGGAAGUAGUAUCCACAACCGAUUUUAUGGCCUUGUCGACAGUUGCGCAGCCCUUCAUCACUAGCUCUGACACGGUCGACACCACCAUUAUGGCCGCUUCCCAGAUGCUUAGUCCAACACCAACUAGUACGUCACCAACAGUAGUACUAACUGCAGAUUCAAGUUCUUUGCCCGCACAACAAACCUCUGCACAAACAACCCCUGAUUUUGUCUCACAAACCACCUCUGAUUUUGUCCCACAACCAACAACAGUUCUAGAGGCGAGCGGCUCUGGAGGUGUAGUUUCAGCUACAGCUGUAGUCUCAUCAGAAUCCCUGGAAACUAGCUCAGAGUCUGUCGACAGUUCAUCUUCUGUCAUACAGAUGUCGUCGCUGGUUCCUUCGAUUUCUCCCUUAGAGUCAAGCAGCACAGGAGGUGUAGGUUCAACUACAUCUAUAGUCGGAACAAGUGAAACUGUGACGGAAACUAGCAGCUUUGGGUUGACCAGCCGUACACCUGUGCCUGAAACUACAUCUCAAGCUUUAACUCUACCUUCAAGCUCCACAAUAGAUUCUUCAAGUACCCGAGUUGCUUCAACCCCUACCCCCCAAACAACUGUAGUAUCAAGCACCAUACCUAUCUUAGAACCAACUCCGGUGACUAGUAGUGCUGCAGUUGUGCAAUCAAGUUCCGCAAGUACCAGCCGUACACCUGUGCCUGAAACUACAUCUCAAGCUUUAACUCUACCUUCAAGCUCCACAAUAGAUUCUUCAAGUACCCAAGUUGCUUCAACCCCUACCCCCCAAACAACUGUAGUAUCAAGCACCAUACCUAUCUUAGAACCAACUCCGGUGACUAGUAGUGCUGCAGUUGUGCAAUCAAGUUCCGCAAGUACACCUGUGCCUGAAACUACAUCUCAAGCUUUAACUCUACCUUCAAGCUCCACAAUAGAUUCUUCAAGUACCCAAGUUGCUUCAACCCCUACCCCCCAAACAACUCCGGUGACUAGUAGUGCUGCAGUUGUGCAAUCAAGUUCCGCAAGUACCAGCCGUACACCUGUGCCUGAAACUACAUCUCAAGCUUUAACUCUACUUUCAAGCUCCACAAUAGAUUCUUCAAGUACCCGAGUUGCUUCAACCCCCCAAACAACUGUAGUAUCAAGCACAAUACCUAUCUUAGAACCAACUCUGGUGACUAGUAGUGCUGCAGUUGUGCAAUCAAGUUCCACACUGCUGAGCUCAAAUAUCGACUCUUUCUUAACCACAUCUCUUGUUGUGCCAGCUCCCACUAGAACAACAACUAGUGUUGUAGGGUCAGUUAGCUCUACUGUUGAUGUCGUGGGCACAUCUAUAGCAUUUAUGGAGUCAAGUUCUGAUGCUGGUUUUAACACUACAGUACCAUCUACUGUUGUUGAGUCAGUUAGCUCUACCAGUGAUGUUAGGAGUACAUCUACACCAUCUGUGGAGUCAAGUUCUACUGUUUUAGAGUCAGUUAGCUCUACUGCUGUUGAUGUCACGAGCACAUCCUCAGUACCAUCUACUGUUGUAGAGUCAGCUAGCUCUACCGUUGAUGUCAUGAGCACAUCUAUACCAUUCGUUGUGUCCAGCUCUGAUGUUGGUUUAAGCACUGUCACCUUGGUACUAUCUACUGUUGUAGAGUCAGUUAACUCUACCAUUGAUGUCAUAAGCACAUCUAUUCCAUUCGUGGAGUCCAGCUCUGGUACUAGUGUGAGCAUUCCCACCUCUGUUCCAUUCCAAGUUCAGUCAUCGGUUACAAGUGUCAUGGCUACUGUGACACUGGAGCCAUCUCAGACCGCUGCCCAAUCCUCUGAUCAAAUUACUACCGUGAUUGAACCAACGGUCCAAAUCAGCACUUCCAGUGAGUUUGAAUUGACUCAGUCUUUAACCCCGACAAUAACGAGUCCUGUUCAGAUCAGCACUAGCCCCCUACCUGGUGUUACAUCCACUGAAGUAAGAGAGUUGCCUAGUAGCACAACAUUUUUAGCCUCUGAGCAGCCAGCGCCAUCUAGUACAUUCCUAACCACCCGAGACUCAAGCACAAUUUUUACAACUUCUGCACAACAGAGCACCACUAUUCUACCUAGUCCUACGCCAACAGCUCCACUAUCAUCAUCGCUUGUAGAAGAAGCUGUGCUAACAACAUCAUUUACCAGUGAGUCAUCGUUUGCUUUUACUCCUUUAUUGCCCACUGCCGUGCCAACUAUGACCCCUGAGAGCACUCCUGAAGUAAGUUCUCAGUCAGUCGAGCUGACUGUUUUGCUUUCAAACACUGCUCAGUUUACAAGCUCAGAGGUUUUCGAAGCUACUAGUUCAGUUGCAGUACAAGUUUCAUCACCAGUGGUAACACCUACAGCUGUGUUUACCACUAUCCAAGCUUCCCCCACCAUCGAUCUUACAGACUCUUCAUCUGUGAUUCCAUCUUCACCAGUUGAAACAGUGGCCAUAAGCACAACUUUGCCGUUAGUGCCAGAAGAGAGCACAGUCAUAGUAUCAAGCUCCAUGGUGACCCAAGACGUGACAUCAUCGUCUAUUAUUGCUCCAAUGUCUCUAGAGCUGUCUGCCAGUACAACACCAGUAGCAACACUGCUAACUGCUCAGUUUACAAGCUCAGAGGUUUUCGAAGCUACUAGUUCAGUUGCAGUACAAGUUUCAUCACCAGUGGUAACACCUACAGCUGUGUUUACCACUAUCCAAGCUUCCCCCACCAUCGAUCUUACAGACUCUUCAUCUGUGAUUCCAUCUUCACCAGUUGAAACAGUGGCCAUAAGCACAACUUUGCCGUUAGUGCCAGAAGAGAGCACAGUCAUAGUAUCAAGCUCCAUGGUGACCCAAGACGUGACAUCAUCGUCUAUUAUUGCUCCAAUGUCUCUAGAGCUGUCUGCCAGUACAACACCAGUAGCAACACUGCUAACUGCUCAGUUUACAAGCUCAGAGGUUUUCGAAGCUACUAGUUCAGUUGCAGUACAAGUUUCAUCACCAGUGGUAACACCUACAGCUGUGUUUACCACUAUCCAAGCUUCCCCCACCAUCGAUCUUACAGACUCUUCAUCUGUGAUUCCAUCUUCACCAGUUGAAACAGUGGCCAUAAGCACAACUUUGCCGUUAGUGCCAGAAGAGAGCACAGUCAUAGUAUCAAGCUCCAUGGUGACCCAAGACGUGACAUCAUCGUCUAUUAUUGCUCCAAUGUCUCUAGAGCUGUCUGCCAGUACAACACCAGUAGCAACACUGCUAACUGCUCAGUUUACAAGCUCAGAGGUUUUUGAAGCUACUAGUUCAGUUGCAGUACAAGUUUCAUCACCAGUGGUAACACCUACAGCUGUGUUUACCACUAUCCAAGCUUCCCCCACCAUCGAUCUUACAGACUCUUCAUCUGUGAUUCCAUCUUCACCAGUUGAAACAUUGGCCGUAAGCACAACUUUGCUGUUAGUGCCAGAAGAGAGCACAGUUAUAGUAUCAAGCUCCAUGGUGACCCAAGAUGUGACAUCAUCGUCUAUUAUUGCUCCAAUGUCUCUAGAGCUGUCGGUCAGUACAACACCAGCAGCAACACUGACUAGUAGUGUCGGCCUAGAAACAACUCCAACCCCUUUCUUGUCAUCUUCUGCAGUAUUGGCACCGAGUUCAUCCACAACAUCACCCACAAAUUCGCAGGCUAUAUUCACUUCAUUUUUGGUCCAGCCAACAACUUCAUUUAUUGGAGCUUUCACAUCAACGUCUCCUGUGGUUCUACCAUCUUUUGAAGUAACCCUAACCCUGCAAGCACCAUCGACUAGCUCAGUGUUGCUUGAACCGACUCCAACCUCAUCUCUGCUGGAAUUCACCAGCUCAGUAAUACAAAUGCUGACCCCUUCUCCAACACAGAGUGGAUCUGUGUUCAGCUCUUCGUUGUUUGUCGCGGAGACUCCAACCAGCAGCUUCAGUGUAGUGGUGUCAAGUGAAGUUGGAACAUCCUCGGUGGUUGAUGAGUCCAUCUUUCCCACAACUAUGGAUAUCUUAACCUCAUCUACAGUGGUGGUUGAGGAUUCACAGUUUAUCUCUCCCACAACCAUGGACGUCAUAACAACAACCGCAGUUGUCCUUACACCAACCACAGUCGUGGUGGUUAGUUUAACAUCAUCCCAAGCACUGCUCACCUCUGCUCCGACAACUACGCAAGUGGGAUCACUGACACCCACCACUAAUGCAACGGAAACAUUUCCCUUUCAAACCACAAGCAUUAUUCCAGCUGUAAGCAUGUCAAGUUUUCUCGAUUUCACUGUGCAACCAUCACUUGAAGUAUCCACCAUAGCCUCAACACCUUUUCUCAGUACUACUAUUGGGCCAAUGCUGACACCAACUCCAACCUUUUCAAGCAGCCUUGCUUCACUGUCUACUGAGCUCUUUGUUCCCCCAGCUACAUUUUCUUCAGAAUUAUUUUUUCCUUCAGUAUCGGUUUCAACAUCUGUCUCUGCAUCACUAGAGACCACCACAGCUUUUCUUACUUCUACUCCGACUCCUACUCCAUCGUUCUCAGAAGAAAUAUUCCUGACGACUUCCACGACAGGGCUAACAUCGUUCACAAUACAACCAUCAAGCACAUUUGAUGUUGUUGCAAGCCUGUCAUUUGCCACAAGUUCUGUACAAACGUUUUUGUCUACGACCCCCGUCUUUAUGCCGUUAACAACAUCUUUUUCCGUUGAAACUUCAUUUGUCCAAACUGAAACUCCCAGCAUUACAUUUUCCACUGCUGCAACUUCAAUGCCGUUUACUAUAGACAUAUUUCCAAGUAGCACAGUUUUUACUUCGGUUACUCCUGUUGAGACUACAAUCACUGAAACUCCACAACCAACUAGUAGCAGUAUUAUAUUUGUGGAAUCAAGUACUCCAUUGAUCAUUGGCCCUUUUACUUCUUUGCUCGAGAGCUCAGUGUUUACCAGUACUCAGUCAACGGCGAGCUUAACACUGGGUGUGUCUUUCAGUACAUUUCUCGCACUAUCUCCAUCUACAUCAUUCAUAGUUCCAGUCACCGACACAGCAGUGUUUGGUGCCUCUUCCAGUGUCCUUGAAACAUUCACACAACUCCCGACUCUUUCCCUGUCAUCAGAAUUUAUUUUUCAACCUACCACAACUGUGCAACAAGUGACACCAACACAGACUCUGGAGCAAUCCUCAAGUUUCAUACUGUUUCCAAUGACAAGCUCAAUGUUUUCCCCUGGGAUUUCCACACCAUUCACUGUACAGUCACUGACCAUUACUCCAUCCCCUACACUGACUAUUGAAGUCAAUCCUACUCUGACAUUUACCAGUGAGCCAUCAUUUGUUUUUACUCCCUCAAUGAGCAGUCUAACAGCUUUUGAGCCCAUCACGUCUUCUGAGUUCUUGCCAACUUCUUCUUCAGUUAUAGGCCUUACACUGAUUCAAUCAACUCCAACAUUUACUCUGACUCUAUCGCCUACCUCCACACUUGUGUCGCCAACUGCAUUUACAACUACACCCCUUCUUACUGAAGUAUUGACCACCUUCACUUUUAUGACUGAAACAAUGCAGAGCAUGUCGUCAACCAUAAUCUUUGUACCUCAGACAACAACUGUACGGCUGACUCCUGAACCAACACCAUCUUCAGUUCAGCCAACCUCCAUACCUUCUUUUAUAGUUGAACCUACCUUUACUCUUCAGGCAAGUUCAGCUGUAGUAACCAGUGAAGUGAGUCCAACGCCAUUCGUAUCUUCACCUGAGGUGCUGCUCUCUUCCACAUCAUUCGUCCAAUUUCCAGAAACAAGCUCAGUACUUGUAUUACAACCAACGUCAACCGUUGCUUUUGAACAAACCCUGUCAACUUUUGAAUUCACCCCAUCCCCAGUCCAGUCAGUGACUACAACACCUGAAGCCAGUUUCACUAGCAGUGUGUUAGCCACCAGCAGCACACCGAUUAUUGUUGUAGAAAGUAACAGCAGUGUGUUAGCCGCCACCAGCACACCAAUUCUUGUUGUAGAGAGUAGCAGCAGUGUGUUAGCCGCCACCAGCACACCAAUUCUUGUUGUAGAGAGUAGCAGCAGUGUGUUAGCCGCCACCAGCACACCAAUUCUUCUUGUAGAGAGUAGCAGCAGUGAGUUAGCUGCCAGCACCACACCAGUUCUUGCUAGCAUGAGCAGUGUGUUAGCCACCAGCACACCCAUCCUCUUUGCGGAGAGUAGCUCAUUCUUCUUCCAGCCUACCUCUACUCUGGUUGCUCCUCCUAGCUCAACACCAUUGCUUUCCUUGGCACUGUCUGCUUCCAUCCAAGUGCCUUUCUUCAGUACCAGUUCCUCAGUCGUGCAGCCUGUUACAACCACAGUAUCUCUCCCAUUCUCAAUGUCACCUACACCAACACCAACCCCUGAACCAUCUUCCAUUCCCAGACUUCCACCUCUAGCACCACUCACUCUGGUUGUCGACGGCCUGGGGAGCCCCCUACAAGAUCGACCGAUACGUCUGAAUGACUCGGAUGGUCUUCGCUAUGAGGCAAACGUGGGUGCAUACAUUGGCAUUACUGGGGAUGAUACAGUAGGGAGAGUAAAUGUCAGUUUUGGAGAAUUCUCAGGUCACUCAGAUCAAUUCAGCCAAGUUCCCAGUAGCUCAGUGAAUAUCGAAGCGACAUUAGCCAGUAAUGAAAUAUGGCCUGACAACCCACGGAUUGUGCUUGCUGUACAAGUGAGAGACAAUCUACUACUGAGCACAAGAGACUUGAAUCAGGAGAACGUGACAGCAGAAGUAAAUCGUUCAUCGUUACAAAGUGCCAGAGGUAGCUGCAAGCCAGACAUCGAAUCUGGUGUUUGUGUCAUACACAUUGAUCUUGACGAUAGUUGGUUCCCAGCCAGCAACGAUAUUACAGUUGAUGUCCACGUUUCACAUCGAUUUGGGAACACUACUACCUUAAAUGCCACAUUAAAACCAACAGUCCCAGUGGAUAAUAGCAGCAGCCUUUUCAUGGUGCUCCCAAUGCAUCCAGUGUUCCCUGGUGAUGAAAUCUCCAUUCGUGUCUAUGCGAGAUAUGAGUACCUGCUCACUAGUUUCUCCCUCAUCUGCUCCGUCGGUACACCAGCCUCAAUUCUUGGUUUUACUGGCCCUACAAACUGGAGUCUUGUACAGUCUUUCGAAGCCAAUGACCCCAGUCAGGUGCGUGGGUCAGUCACAGGAUUCAGAAACUACGAUACCGACAAUGUAGCCCCAACUAAUCUUGGGCCAGAACUUCUCACAAAUCUGUCAGUAGAUGUAGGCCACGUUUCAUCACCAGUAGAGCUUUCUGUUGAGUGUAAGGCAGUGGGUUUGCUACUUACUACUAAAGAUAGGCCAGAGAUAGAUAUUUAUGCAAACGCCACUGACAGGAUGAGGGUAAGAUCUGGACAGGGACUUCUCUUUGCUCAGCCUAUAUCUGUCAUCAAACCUUUUGCCCACUCCAGCAUCAACCAGCUCAUAAACAUUGCUUAUCUUACUGGCACACGGCAAUAUUUGAACCUUUCAGUUCAGGCUUUCCAUGUGGAUGGUUCUUUGACCCCACUGGCGGAAAAUCUCACAUGUAUUUCACAGAACCAGAGCAUUAUAAAGGUAGAGAGUGGCUGUUCGUAUGUGUAUCUUGAUGGUACAGAGACCACUGGUGGUGAGACAAAUAUAGUAAUUAUGGAGAAUAACAGCAUAAGUGAAAUCCCGUUCAGAGUGUGGCUACCUGAUUAUACUUAUAUUGAACUCGAAAAUGACACACUGAACAAAAUUGAUACGCCAGAGUGCUCAGAUAACUCUACUGUUCUCUAUCAGACAACUCGUGUGCAUGUAGUGACCACACUUCACUCCUUGAAUCGGCCAUCCAUUGAAUUUGUGUACAUCACAUCAGAAAUACUGCCCUACCUGAAAACCAAUGACAGUAACACCAUCCAAAUAAAUGACACUUCCGGUGAGGUAAUGGCCUUAAGAGCUGGUUCGGCUGAAAUAUAUUGUGAGGGAACCAGAAUCGACUCAAGACAGGUGACAGUGAGUGAUGUAGACCCAGUUACAGUGCUGUAUCUCGAUGUCUUUGUAUUUAGUGGUAUUAAUGUGAGUCUCAUUGGUGGCAACAGUAUGCCAACAGCGGUCGACAUAAACCUUCUUCAGGAUUUUGCCCAUGUCAACUCUGAAGUGAGCGUUGUAGGCGUGGCUGUGUUUAGUGAUGGACGACGACAAGUAAUUGACCCAGACUCUGCAAUAAUUACCCCAACUACUAAUGGGACCCUUUCAGAUAAUCAGCGUGGACGAUAUAUGAUCACAGAGAGCGUGAGUGAAGUUGGAUUUAAGUUCCAGUGGAUCAUAUCUUCAGGGUGUAUCAUAAUAGAAGAUGAAAAUGUCACUUCUUUCGACAGUUCUACACCUACAUCACUGAGUGUAUCUGUUGAUUCUAGUACAGUGGCUCCCGAGGGAGACCCAGCUAGCCUUGCUGGAACACCUGGUGCUGUUAAUCUGGUGGUUUAUCUUGUGUAUGAAGACCGAGAGGUUGAUAUCACUCUCAACAGCAACACCAUAAUCCAAUUCCCCGAAUAUCUGAUUACUAUUGAAAAUGGUGUGAUUAAAGCUAAUGGGUCAAUGACUAAUGGAACUGCUAAUAUCACAGUAAACUUUGAAAAUCUAGUUCGAAAAACUACCAUAACUGUAGUGAGAGGAAUAGGGCUAAAUGUGUCGGCCCACCCAUUCCCCCCAUGCGAAGGCUCUGGGAACUUUCCAGUGACGAUAACUAUUAAGAAAAUCGGAUCAUCCUUUCAGAUGGUAGAGAUUGAAGUGAAAGUGAUGAAUUCAGAUGGCAAUGAACACACAGUACCCAUGAACAGUGACUUAUUACAAAUCACGGCUGGAGAGUAUUAUAAUGAGUUAAAUGGGAGUGUUUUAGCAUUACCUGAUAAUGCUACUUCUCCAGUAACCAUCAUGGCUGUGUUUGGAAGUCUUGAUGAAAGAGCUGGAAAUAAUGGUUGAAAAUGAGGAGCUAAGUGUCGAAACUAUAACCAACAUGACGUUUACUCCCUCUGGGCUGAACCAGUACCAAAUUGAAUUUGGUAUAACCUUUGAAUGUGGUAUCUCUCUUACCUCAAUUUCUACCAGUCAAUACCCAAAUCUAGUUGAUUUCAAUUUUACAUCAACUGCUUCAGACGUCAUUGACAUUACUGAUACUGGUAUCAUUAAUGUUCUAUCGAACUUCAACAAGUUAAUUGAGAUCUGUGCAAUAUCUAAUGUUAGUGUGUCGACUUGUGCAAACUUUACUGCUAAUCUGCAACCAGGGAGUGGAGAAAUUGACCUUGGACAUGAAACAGUGAAUGGGGGUGAAGUCGUGUCAGUGUUUUUGAACCUCAACGAUUCAAGAGUUGGUAUAUUCGAGAUGGACCUCAAAUUUGACAGUGGUCUCUUGGAUUUCAGUGACCUCACACAGGGGAGUGACUGGGAGAGUGGUCAGAUUGUGUACGUGCCCCCAGCCGGCACCGAGAGCAGCGUUAGUUUUGGUGGCAUUCUCCAUGCAGGUGCCCAGGGACCUCGACUGCAUCUAGCCGACGUUGUUUUCACCACAGGUGGAGUGGCCGGGAGGGCAAACUUCAGUGCAAACGUAAGCUUCAUAGCCAUGAAUGACGUGGACACUACUCCUCUGGCAACCGAUGCACAGCGGGUGUCAGACUCUAGCCGCAUCAGUGUGGAGAUUUACAGUGAAAGGAGAAGACGCAACGCAUACGAGCCACCGCUGGCACCCCCGCCAGUACAGGGACACGGAAUUAGAAGACUCAGACGGGAAACCAAUUCUGCCGACUGCAACGUGGUGGGCGACACAAAUGGAGACUGUGUCGUGGACCUGAGGGACGUGUAUCGACUCCAGUUGUAUGUGGCUGAAAGUGUGCUCAAUUUCUCAUCUUCCACCGGACAACUGCUUCAACAAACCAUCGACGAGAGAACACUUACACAGCUGGACUUGGAUGGGGACGGCGAACUCACACUCACCGAUAUCCUAGAACUGGAAAUAAUCACGCAAAACCUGGCAUACGAAGCCGAUUUCAACGCAACUGUUGAUUUCAACGCAACGAUCGAUAGAUGUGCCAUUGAUAUAUAUGGACACAUUGAAUCGCUCAGUGGCGAGAGACCACCAGCUGAGGCCAAAGUCCAGUUGAUCAUUGAAUUUCUCUCAACAGAGUCAGAUUUCGCAGGCGUGUUUGCCAACAUGACAUUCGCAAGCACUGGGAUCGAUAAAUCAGAUCCGUACCAACACCCGUACUAUGGCGGAAAAGUGAGAAUGGCCCUAGAGCCGGAACCUGUAGAAACAGACUUCAGGCUCUAUGGAACAGCAGAGGCUCUGUCUGUCAGUUUCAACGUGUCUGUUGCAGUGGUUGUCACUAAGAAUGGGACAGAGAAUGAGGUUCUUGCCUUCAGCAGUGAAGUCAGUGAUUUUGAAGAGGCACAAAAUCUGCUAAGUUUCGAUUCCCAUGAGUUUGUCAAUGCUCCUGGUAUAAUUGCAUCAGGUGUGUGUGUACCACCAAGCACAUCUUUGGUUGGCAUGUCGAGUACUUCUUCUAUUGCUCCCACCCCGUCUCCCUCUGUUGAUCAACUCACUACCACUCUCGGUGGAGAGACAACUUCUGCAGAUAUGUCUACCUCACUUUCUAGCCCUUCCUCUACAAUUGCCCCCACUGUGUCUCCCUCAGUUAGUCAGUUCGCCUCUGUCGGUGGAGAAAUAAGUUCCGCAUCCAUUUCUAGCACUUCCUCCAUUGCCCCUACUUCGUCACCCUCUGUUAGUCAGUUGGCCACUGUCAGUGGAGAAACAAGUUCAGCAUCAAUUUCUAGCACUUCCUCCAUUCGGGCCACUGCCUCCUCAGUCAGCCAAUUAGGCUCUGUUAGUGAAGUAGCUUCAGACACAUCGUCCACCACUAUUUCUAGCACUGUCUCCACCCAAAGCCAAAGUCCUACUCCAUCACCAUUGUCGUCUUCAUUGCCUUCUCAGACAUCCACAUCUCGUACUCAGUCAGAACAAGUCAGUUCUUCUGCUAUUUCACCACUAGCCACUUCUCCAUCGCCCAGUACAGAACCCUCCACAACAACCAACGAAACAUCUGUUGCACCGAGUACACAGCCAAUUGUUAGCUCUUCUACGACAGUUCCUAGUCAAUCGUCCAUUGGCGAACAAGCCACUACUACCUCUUCAGCAGGAGCCGGCAUUGAACCAUCUAUGAGUAAACCAUCUUCCUUGUUGGUACAUACUUCUCAAACAUCUACAGAUUCCAGCAUUUCCUCCACCUCCACACCUCCGCCACUGCCCGAAGACGAACCAGUAGCGGGUACUAACAGCGCUGGAAUCAUAGGUGGAGUGCUGGGCGCCAUCAUAGUCUUGCUGAUCAUGACUCUGGUGGGGAUUGGCCUGGUUAGGUUUACACGGAGAAAGAAGGGUCACUACCUGGUGGACGAGAGCAGUGGUGUGCACAUCAGGAGGAACAGCAUGAUCUCUAACGGUUCUAGUGACUUCUGGAGACAGGCCGAAAAUGGAAUUGAGAUGAGUCCAAUUCACAGCAACAUUGACAUAGUUCCACUGGACCACUACGGCAGCAUGAUAGAGACCAACAUUGACGUGGUGGCCAACCACAACAUCAUCAUGAGUGACGAUCCGUACGGCUCCACCAGCCUCAAACCUCUCAUUCCCAAUGGGAACUCUCCCGAGAGGGGCCCGCCAAAGAAAGGCCCUGCUCCAAUGGGAUCCAGAGCACUGCAGAGUGCAAGCUAUGCUGACACGGGCACCAUUCAUACUGGAGCCACCACCAUGGUAGGCUACACAAGCAGCUCAAUGGAGAGAUCGACUGACUACGACGAAGAUGAGGACGAAGGACAGCUCGUUCUUCCUGACUACGAUGCCUCCCAGGCCUACCUCUCUCUCGGUCUCACCCCGCUCUCUCAACUAUCGCCAGACACACACACAUCCACAGAUUUCGGAUACUUUCCGUCAAUGCCCCCGCCAGUUGCUUCCUCCACAUCGUCCAUAUUCUCAACGACUCCCAGUAACAGCAGUCUGGCAAUGGACAACCCCUUCAGUCUUCACAGUGGUGGAAGUGGACAGGGCAGUGGGAUCAUCAACAGCUCCAUGAUGCCUGAUGCCAUCCCAGAGAGACGGGGCCGCAGGAACAAGUACGAUGCCCAACCUCUGUCGCAAGGCUUUCCCCUGAGACUGGAACCAGUGCCUGAACAGAGCCCAUCAAAUAGCCAGUUCUCCGGGAAGCAGAAUGAACUUUCCAGCUCCGAAUCUUCAAAAGGCAGCCCGUCACUCUCCACGAAUUUCAUGUUCCCAUCGGCAGUUCCAACACAAGAGUUCUGCCGUCUCUCCCAGGGAAGAACUGCUCUGAGGGUGAAGCGUCCGGGAGGAAAGGGAAGCAGCAGAGAAAACUUGAAUGCAGUAUCUCCGAAAAGAACCACUGUGCAGGGUGGGGGAUAUGGGAGCUUUGGAACAUCGCAGCAGAUGAGAAGAUUCAAAUCAAGUUCAUCGCCAACAAAGACGAGGCAUCGAACUCGAGACCUUAGACAACAAGAGGAACACGAGGAGAGCAUGCGGCCAUGGGCCCGUGGCAGUCCGGAACCUGAGUCCCACUAUCCUAUGGGGAACGGAUUCGAUGACAUGGUCAAUGGUCACAGGAGCCCUCCACUUGGUGAGACUCAUUUCAACAGCAUGGAAAUGAUGAAGAGGCCGUCUUCCCGGACUCGUAAAAACUAUUCCACGAGUAAUGGAAGCACCAAUCAAAUGGAUGAAUCAUCCCCUCACAAGUGGACACCUCGGCGUGCACAUCAUGCUUCGCUGGACGACAGCCCAGUCAAGUCUUACAGAGCAGAGCGCUCCGACAGUGCACGGCUCCGCACUACCUAUGAACAUAGAUAAACAUAAAUUUUCUUUGAUCCAUUUUUGUCCAUGUGUGUAUGUUUCAUAAGUCAUAAUUUUUAUACCCAUCUACCACUUAGUGUGACGGAUAGGCGCG
Geodia barretti is the source of this 14574-nucleotide messenger RNA. The record is from the annotation of a GenBank genome assembly. NCBI's taxonomy places the organism in Eukaryota, Metazoa, Porifera, Demospongiae, Tetractinellida, Geodiidae.